CGAGUUAUAAGCCUUCAUGGUCCCACAAGUGGACUUUGAACCCCACACAGAGUCAGGCGAUGACUCGAACCACGAAUAGAUUUGUGGCUUCCAAAUUCACCAAAUCAGUUGUGGCUUCAGGGGGUGACGAUCGAGCAGUGGAUAAGUGGACACUGGCCAGUAAUUUGAUCUAGCCUUGGUGAAUUUUUUGACAGGGUUUGUCUUCUGCUAGGCUGAACAGGUACCACAUCGCCCAAAACAAGAUGUCUGGAAGUGACUUCAUUGGAGUUCUCGGGGUGACCAAUGUGUCCGAUGUUGCCAUGACGAUCACCGUGGCAACAGUCAGUCUGUACCUGAUGAUGGGUUUAGGGGUGUAUCUCAUGUGCCCAAGCCUCAUCCUCCAGGUGUAUUUCAAAUUUGCCGUGCUAUGGAGCGGCAUGAAGGUUAAGUUCGUGUCUCCCGACGGCAAGUUCCAGUUCUGCUACGGAGAGAAGGGACAACAGCGUGAGGGCAGCGUCAGCCUCCUGUUCCUCCACGGCUUCACCGCCGACCACUUCAUGUGGACCCCAGUAGUGAAGCGAAUCCCGUCCAGUGUGCAUGUCAUCGCCCUGGACAGUCCAGGUCAUGGUGGCAGCAGUGAACCAGAGGAGGAUGACCUUGACUACACCUCUCAGGUCAAGAUGAUCAGGAAGUUUGUGGAGUUAGUUGGUCUGGACAAGCAACCAUUCCACAUUGUCGGUCUGUCGAUGGGUGCGGCCUUGGGGGGACUGUUCGCUGCUGAGUACCCCCAGCUGGUGAAGAAACUGACCCUCUCAUGUCCAUCUAUGAUCACUCCAACACCAAGUCCAUUUGCAGAAGGACUGAGACAGCAUCACGAAAAUGGCAGGGACUUUGACGUUACAAGUUGCAUCUUGUUGCCACAGAAUGGAGCCGAGGUACAGGAGAUGCUCAACUUCAGCAGAUUUUACAAGACUACCUUCCCGUACCAGAUUUUACAAGGUGCUGCUGACAUACGGAAAAAGAAGAACGACUUCUACCUGAAAUUAUUCCUCUGCAUCACUCAUCAACGCAACACUCUUGAAGACAAUCUGCAGAAAGUCAAGGUCCCUGUACAGCUCAUCUGGGGAAAGGAAGACAAGAUCAUAGAUUUGUCCGGCAUAGAUGCCUUGAAGACUGGACUGUCCAAGGUAGAUCGUGUUGACAUAAUUCCCGAGUGUGGACACGCCAUAACUCUUGACCAACCAGAGACCUACACACGAGUUAUCAUGGAGUAUUGGACAGCAAGGGAGACAACUCACACAUGAAACAGCAUUUUAAAGACCUACACAACAAUUUGCUCAGGGUAGUUUUCUAGUCUUGACGAUUUUAGUUCAACUUUGUCUUGGAAGUAUUGUUUAUCCUUUUCUGAUAUACAUUAAGCAGCACAAUGCAGUUUGUCCGUCAAAUAGUAGAAGUCGUAAUGUAUGUUUAGGAAAUUGUGUGUGGCUGAGAAAAGGAUACAUGUCAGUUUAUGGAAGGGGAUUUAGCUUAUACUUUGCUAUGAUGACAUAUAAAAUUAUUGCUUUGCUGUAGUAUUCUGGGGCACAUUUUGUGAAUUAUAUUUUAUUUGUAAAACGGGUCCUCUGCCAAAAUUGUAAAAAUGUGUGAUAGUCUGCAUGAUAAUAAUAUAAUAAUAAUAAUAGUCAAAUUUAUAUUGAGCAUUUAUCCAUGCACAUUGCAUGCUCAAAGCGCUGUUGUAUUGUCAGUACCAUCAACAUUCAAAAUAUCUUUAGUAUUUAGUGAUUAACCUAGUCAGGGCAAGAAUGGUACAUUAAAAUUUGAAUGCAUCCUCUAAAAUGAAAAAUUGGUUCAAAGUUUUAUGAUUUAUGUUGUGAAACAUAGGAAAUGAGAAAUGAGACUCAAAUAAGUAUUAGUCUGACUUAAGUGUUACUCGUCAGGGAAGUCACACAAGCAGUUACUUAAACAAACACUUUACAAUGAGUUAAUGUACUCUGAGGAUAUUAAACAGUAAAUGCUGCCAGUGUCCCUAUCAAUAGUGAUUGUGGGUGGAGCAGUCGUUUGAAGCCAUGAAGAAUUUUGUCAAUGUUCUCCAAAACAAGAUAUGUCCAACAUAUUUUAACCCAGAAAUUGUACAACCAUCUCUUCAUUGACCAUGGAAAUUUUUCUUUAACAAACUUUUUAUGCCUGAUCUUUUCUUUGUUUUGAUCAGUAGCAAUGCAGAAUGAAAUGAUAUUUAAGAGCAUUAAAUACUGACUUAUAUAUAUUCGGACAUUGCGAAAAGAUUUUUCUUGUUCCAAAAGAACUGGUAAAAUAUAAGCCAUAAGGCAAAUUGUAAUUUUCGGAAAGUUCUGUAUUUUUGCAGAAUCAUUGUAUCAUGAUGGUCACAUUUUCUUUUCACAGACAUCAUUGUUUUCUCUAAAUGCUUCUUUCAAAAUGAAAAAUGUUAUUAAAUGUUCAAAAGUAGUAAUGUGCGACCAUUAGUAUUUUAUCACCUGUAACUAAUACUUACCAAUGAAAUUAUUACAUGUAAAACCUUUGUCCACCUGUCUCCUGAUACUUGCCUUAGGUCUGAUUGUCCAGUGUGUUAGUUUGUGUCGAUACUUUGUGUCGACACAAGCUUGCAUUUACCACACUGGAUAGCUGGUAACUUAAUAUGUGUAUUUACUUGUUUUGCUGCAGGAUAAACACUGACAAUAUUAUUUGUUUAUUGAAACUUUGAUUCUGAAAAAAAUUCCAGACAAAUAUUGAAUGAUGUAUAUUUUUACAUGAAAUCAAAACUUUUAAUCAGUGAAUGAUAUGUACAUCAUCAUAAGAUAAUCAUCGUCGUCCUCAUUAUGUACAAAUCAUCAUAAUAGCUUUAAAUAUUUUCAUCAACGACCAUACAAUCAGAUCAUACUACAAGGGAGAUGAUUUAUGAAUGUCAACGUGAUCUAUGCUGAUUCAUUACUUAGCGUAUC
This is a messenger RNA of Haliotis rubra (blacklip abalone), 2936 nucleotides long. RefSeq names its product monoacylglycerol lipase ABHD6-like. The transcript has 9 exons. NCBI's taxonomy places the organism in Eukaryota, Metazoa, Mollusca, Gastropoda, Lepetellida, Haliotidae. The coding region runs from base 243 to 1283 and encodes 346 amino acids. The record is from RefSeq and is a predicted model, not a curated record.